Molecule: messenger RNA, 2303 nt
Organism: Colletotrichum navitas
Lineage: Eukaryota; Fungi; Ascomycota; Sordariomycetes; Glomerellales; Glomerellaceae
Exons: 5
Coding region: 448-1974 (508 amino acids)
Source: RefSeq, a predicted model, not a curated record
CGUGAGAUAAGAGUGAACGUGAGAUAAGAGUGAAAGUGAGAUAAGGAUGAGAGUGCAAGUGAGAGGGGGAGAUGAGAGGUGAGCAAGUGAGUGAGAGACUAAGUGAGACUGCUAACCCCCCGGAUCCUUCCCCUCAUUUCGUCCCCCUCACCUGCGGCGAUCCUUCGCGACGGCGUCAGACCAUUUCCAUGGGUGCUUACUCACUGCCAGCAGCCACAACAAGUCGCGGACCGACAGACGAGCUCUACCCGUGUACCUGAUUGACGUAACAAAACCACUCUUCGCCGGUGCUGGCCAAUCCAGGCGGCUCUCGUUGACGCGCAGCGUCAUUGAGCAUUAGUCCAGGGGUACGGGAGGGUUUCCCGGCACGGUUGGAACAGACAGUGACCAAGUGACGUUCAGAGCCGCCCCCCGAGUAGCCGCUGCUUGGCUGCUUGAACGCUUCACAUGGGUCCCGAGCCCGACUACAAGUUCAUCACCGUCGACGCUGUUCAGGGGACCUUCCAGCCAGCCACCAGGACCGUCCGAAGCCAUGCCAUCCGGACCGCUAUCCAACGGGGCGAGUCUGAGCUGGGGGCCUCGACUGCCCUCAUCUCUCAAGGGACCAUAAGGGGCAAGGCGCAACUGAGAGGCCGCUUCAGGCUGGGCGGCACAGCGGUCAAGCCCAAAAACCCAAAGAACCGACGCCGCAAGGAUGCCGCUGGACCUGCUGCUCCUCCGGAUGUCUAUGACUUGCUGGCACAGGCCUCUCUUCCGCCGUGGAUUCAGAGACUGGGCAGCGACAGUGCCGACCCCUUCAACACGUUGCCGAUCCCCGGUACUCCAUCGGUCGACGCUCUGGUUAAAUACUUCACCACCAGGUUCAACCUCAACUCGACCACGGCCGAUAACAAGAGGCCAUGGUUCCCCUACGCCAUGCAGAGCGCUCUCAUCCUGCGCACCACGCUCGCGCUGGCCGCCGAGUUCCUCGCGGCGUCGAUGCCGUCGCCCGACCUCACGCUCCAGCGAGAGGGGUAUACGCAAAAGGGCGAGGCUAUGCGGGUGCUCAGGAGCCGUUUGGAAUCCCGAGAGACGGCUGAGCGGGCGAGCGACGACCUUUCCGUGCUGGCUGGUGUAGCCAUGCUUAGCAGCGUGGAAGCGUUCCAAGGUCACUUCUCGGCAGCCGAAGUCCACCUGGCCGGGCUUCAUGCCUUGAUCAUGGCUCGCGGCGGGCCGGACACGAUCAAGCACGAUUACAUCCUCUGCCGCUGCAUCAACUGGACGGAAAUCCAAGUAGCGUCCGGGCUGGGACGAGUUCCCGUGCUGCCCAUGUUCCACACUCUCGACCAGAUCUCCCUCCCGUCGUCGGUCGUGAGUGGCGCAGCGACGCCCUCGCUGCGUCACCUCGACAGGCUUGCGGGCCACGACACGGACGAGAGCAAGGAGCCACGCCAGAUCUUCACGACGGUGAGGCAGGCCAUCUGCUCGCAGGCGGGGGCCGUUGCGGCCGACGACAUCCGCAUCGUCAUGAACACGGCCGACAACGCGAUCCUGCACUUCUUGUACGCCGAGCGCCGGACAGCGACGCCAGUGCAGAAGCGCUUCCUCGUUCUCGUCUCGGCGGCCCACGUGUUCCUGUACACCGUUCUGCGCGAGGUCCCGACGACCGGGCACAUGGCCCGCAUCCUAGUCGCGAGGAUGCGGGCAGCCCUGGAGGACGCCGACGCCAUCGCCCUCGUCUGGGUGUCGCACGACGCCGCUCUGCUGUGGAUCCUGUUCGUGGGCGUUGUCGGCUCCGGGACGGCGGCCGAGGACCGCGCGUGGUUCCUGUCGAGGCUGCUCGACGUGCUGGAGAGGGCCCGGGACGUCUUGCCGCCGGAGAGGUGCAGUCGCAAGAACCUGCAGCAGGUCCUCGCGAGGUUUCUGUGGAAGGACAAGCAUUGCCUGCCGGCCCUCAACGACGCGUGGGCGUUGUGGGAACGCAGGGUCAUGUAGCAAAACAAAACCCACAUGUUUAUCCUCCUCAUCCUUUGUUCAAACCUUCCUCUUGUCAAGUCAAAUACCUAAGCCAGGAUUGGUCCAGCCCGGCUCCGUCGACUCCUCCCCGGGUCUCCAGGGAGUUCGGGCACAACCAGUGAACGAACCGGUAGAUUCGCUGCUGACACAUCGUCCGCUUUCUCGGAGUCGACGUCUUGGCGGGGUUACCUGUCCUGCGGCAAUUACAGUUAUUGAUGCGUUCGUUCGGCUGAAACCGACGAUAAGAGGGAGAGAACAUGAUACGACAUGACUCAGUGAACAAAACAAACUCCCCCUCCCCCCCCCCC